GCACGCUAUUAUUUUAUGCAUGCGAGGAUUCUUCUACGCAAAUCCAAAAACCAGAGUCUUGAAGAGGAUCAAACCAAGGAUGGUGAUAGGAUUGGCAAUCUGCCAGAUGAAAUACUUCAAUGCAUCCUAUGUUUCCUUUCGACUAAAGAUGUUGUUCGAACACGCAUUGUAUCGCGAAGAUGGUAG
This is a messenger RNA of Ilex paraguariensis (yerba mate), 186 nucleotides long. NCBI's taxonomy places the organism in Eukaryota, Viridiplantae, Streptophyta, Magnoliopsida, Aquifoliales, Aquifoliaceae. The record is from the annotation of a GenBank genome assembly.